Molecule: messenger RNA, 935 nt
Organism: Cryptomeria japonica (Japanese cedar)
Lineage: Eukaryota; Viridiplantae; Streptophyta; Pinopsida; Cupressales; Cupressaceae
Product: early light-induced protein 1, chloroplastic
Exons: 3
Coding region: 90-674 (194 amino acids)
Source: RefSeq, a predicted model, not a curated record
AAAGUUAGCAUUCAAGUGUAAGACGUUAAGUAACACAUUCUCAGCGAUAGCUAAAAAAGUAUCUUGAAAACUCCUGAAGAUUGUCAUCAAUGGCAGCAAUGGCUUCAAUGACGAUGAGAUCUUCUACAGUGCUCAACUAUGGAGCAAGCCAAAAGAGCUUCAUGGGACACGUCAACAGAGCGCCACUCAGGAGCCUUCGAGUCAAGUGCAACGCAGAGCAGGCAGAUUCAGAAUCGAAAAAAGCCUCCCCAGUAAACGACAUUCCUUCGGCAUCUACUUCCGCACAAUCUGCAACCAGAAGCUCCGCGGCUCCAGUCCCCGCUAAAAAGGUCAGCACAAAGUUUGGUGACGUGUUCGCAUUCUCAGGACCAGCACCAGAGACUAUCAAUGGAAGGCUGGCCAUGGUGGGGUUCGUUUCGGCGGUUGCAGUUGAAUUAGCCAGCGGACAAGAUUUGGCGAGUCAGCUCAACAGUGGAGGGCUGCCGUGGUUUGUUUACAGCGUAGUACUGUUGUCGGCUGCGUCGUUGGUGCCCAUGUUCAGUGGAGUAUCGGCGGAGAGCAAGUCCCAGCCAAUAUUCUCAUCGUCGGCAGAAAUGUUGAACGGGCGUUUGGCUAUGAUUGGCCUAGCGGCCUUGGCUGUCACCGAGUUUGUGAAAGGGGGUCCUCUUGUAUAAAAAUUUAGCCUCUCCCAUUGUCCAAAUUUAUAAGUUACACUAUCUGUGAUGUAACGUUGUAACUCCAGUUUGCCAGCUGACAAUUGGGUACUCCCCCACUUGUCAUUCUCCUGAUUCGACUUUUCAACCUUCCUUCUGCAGUCAGAUUUAGCGGCAGAAUAAUAACCCUUGACAUUCUAUGCCACAUUUCUAGCAUACAUGUAAUAAGUAGUCACACCUCGCACACAGAAUCUUUUAUAAAAUGGACGGAUUUCAGACACA